AUGACUAUCUGGAGCGACGUUUCGAUCAAGAAACACGUUGGCCAACUGGUCAAGCGUGCGCUUGAAAUGCAGAAGAAGGGGCAGGACUUCUGUACUGGAGUGAAGGCAGGAGUACUGUCGUUGGAUGAUUCACAGGACACUUGUAUCAAGCUGCAUUCGGAUAUCAAGGGAACGUUGGAUCGAUUGGAAGGUUUGGAGGCAUGGAUUGAAGAGAAGAUGCGGAGAAACAAGGAAGAAUCCGUGUACUCACUGAGUAUACUGACAAAAAAAAAUGUGAACACGACUGUUCGUAUGUUGAAUUGUGUCUUCCAAGACAUACAGGCCAUCAUCGAUGGUCAAGAGAACUGGCAGAGUAGCCCACCUACGUCUCCAGAGGACCUCGACGAUCUUUGGGGCUGGAACGAUAAGGUGAAUGAAGAAGAAGAUGAUAUCGAGAAAGAAGGCAACAGUGUUGUCAAAACAGUAAACAGCGGAGUACAGGACAGUGUACUAUCACCAGGAGAAGAAUGGGAUAGACGGGUGCAAAGAGCCAAUGAGAUUGUUGCAUUGGAAGAAAGAAUGAUGUUCAUGGAGAACAUGAUUCGAGAAAUGGAUAAAGAGAAAAAGGUGAAGAAUGAUGGUGAGAAAGGAGUAUUGAAGAUGGCAGAUGCCAAAAACAAGAAAGAUAAGAAAAAACCUAAAAAUCUAAAGGAGGAUGACUCUGAUUCUGAUCUCUAUUCGACUUCGAAUGAGGACGAGGAGUAUGACAUGAAUCCAGAGAUGGAGACUACUCUAUCUGAAUCUUCCUCGGGUGAAGAGGACGCCAGAACUGUGCUCAGAGGAAAUAAGAAUAAGAGAGGCAAAAAGGAGCCACCUCAUUCAAGAACUAAAUUCUUGAAGAUGAAACCUCUAGAAUUGAAAAAAUUCGAUAGAUCUGAUGCCUCAAAAUACGAGGACUGGAAAACGAUGUUCAACGAAGGAUAUGGGAAAGAUCCAAGAACCUCAAAACUCAACAAGUUGAUCCAGCUUAAGGGACUCGUUACUGGUUUGGCAGAGGACUUAUUGGAAGGUGUCAAACUGGAAGAGAAGAAUUACAAGUUAGCAUGGACCAUUCUUGAUGAGAAUUUUGAGAAACCAGCCAAUCCAUUGUUAGCAUUGGAAAGGAAGUUUAACAGGGUCAAAAUUGAUCAAAAGAACUUCCAACAAAUGAGAAUCGAUACGAGCAAACUAAAUGCUCUUGUAACAGAUAUGAAAAAUCGUGGAAUGAAUGUGGAUUCGCCACUGGUCUACGACAGAUACAUCGCGAAGUUUCCGGAUGAGGUGGCAGAGCGCUUGACAGUGAAAACGCUGAGCGACAGCUUCAACGGCGACUUUACAAAGAUUCAGAAAUGGACCAUGAAGAUCAUCACAGCGAAGGCAGCAAUUGAGGAGAGAAGAGCCGAAUUGCUCGGACCCAAAGAUUUUGAUGUGGCCCAUAUAGAACAUACGGAAGUGAAGGAGAAACAUGGAACACAGGGAGAGAAAGGAGGUGCAAGGAAGGAACGAAAAGACACAUGUACCUUUCGUUGCACAGAAUCACACAAGUCUUGGAAAUGUCCCAAGUCGGCAGAAGAGAAAUUCAAAUUUCUGGUCCAAGAGAGACGUUGCACAGUCUGCUUCUCAAAAAAGCACUUCGCUCGAGAAUGCAAAAACUUGCCGGCUCACAAAUGCAAAAUCUGCGGCAGAGGACACCACACAGGAAUCCACGCAGCAGUUGAAACCGGCAACAAGAAUAAAGGGCAGAGUAAACAACAAACAGGAAGACAGUACUCCAAUGGAGGCAACUUCCAACCAGGAACUCAUGGGUUUCGGAUCCACAAUGGACCAAACCAGGCUGUGGCCACCACAAGGUUAAGGCAAUUAGAACGCAGAAAUGGAGAGAAGAUAGAUAUGAUUAUCGGUACAAACGUAAUUUGGGAUUUGUUGAGAGGAGUAGAGACCAAGAAGUUUGGAAACCACAAAAGCAUAGUCUGCACAGAUAUUGGAGACUUUGUGAUUCCAACAACUAUUGAUAAUAACAAUGAGAAUGAUGAAGAUAUGGAAGUGUUCCACUAUGCAAAUGAAGAAUACCCCGAAGAGAAAAUGAUCUACCUAUGUCAGGAUGAAGAUGAUAAAGAAGAAAAAUCUCAGGCUCUAUUGGAGAAAUUAUGGGCACUGAAUGCUAUAGGCAUUAAAGAACAGGAGCUAGAAGAGGAGGAUUUGUCUGAAAUGGAGGAAGCUAUGGCUGAAUAG
Messenger RNA from Caenorhabditis briggsae, 2250 nucleotides. The coding region runs from base 1 to 2250 and encodes 749 amino acids. The record is from RefSeq and is a predicted model, not a curated record. NCBI's taxonomy places the organism in Eukaryota, Metazoa, Nematoda, Chromadorea, Rhabditida, Rhabditidae. The transcript has 3 exons.